Messenger RNA from Stylophora pistillata, 1304 nucleotides. Its product is annotated as hemicentin-2-like. The record is from RefSeq and is a predicted model, not a curated record. Gene Ontology annotation, biological process: cell-cell adhesion. Gene Ontology annotation, cellular component: cell-cell junction; plasma membrane. Lineage: Eukaryota; Metazoa; Cnidaria; Anthozoa; Scleractinia; Pocilloporidae. Gene Ontology annotation, molecular function: cell adhesion molecule binding.
AUGUCAAGUCUACAAACUUUUUAUAGAGUACGUUCAUCCAUAGAAGAAAUUGUUGAUCAAAAUGUAACUGAAGGAAAAAAUGUGACCCUUACUUGUAAUGUAUCUGGAAUCUCUCUGCCAAUGGUGACUUGGAUGACGCCUUAUGGUCAUAGUGCUGCUAAAAAAGUGUUGAUGGUUACAAACAUUAGCAGGAAUCAAGCUGGUGAAUAUAAAUGUGAAGCCAGUAAUGACUGUGGAAAUGCAUUAGAGACAGCAAUUAUUAAUGUGCAGUACAAACCAGACAAUGUUCAGUUAAUGAGUUCUGCCAUGAAUAACACAGCAUGUAAGGGAGAAGCUAUCAGCUUUAACUGCUCAGCUGAUGCUAAUCCAGCAGUGACAUACCAGCUGUUCGAGAACGAAACUGCUAUUUUAACCAGAAAUGCCGCAGGAAUGUGGAGCAAGACUUUGGAAAAUGAAGGAGUGUUUGUCUACAAAUGUGUGGCCAACAACUCUCUAGGAUCAGAAAACAGCAGGACUGUUGCUAUUACUGUGGAUGUUCCUUCCUCAAUUAUCCAAAUAACACCACAUCAGAGUGUAACUGAAGGUGACAAUGUGACUCUUAUGUGUAAUGUAUCUGGAGUGCCCCCAUCAAAAGUGUCUUGGAUGACACCUAAUGGUGAGCGUGUUAGUAAAUACAAGUUGGAGGUUGAAAACGUUCACAGGAGUGAAGCUGGUGAAUACAAAUGUGAAGUCAGUAAUGGUUGUGGCAAUGCAACAAAUGUGACAAGAAUUGAUGUGCGGUUCAAACCAGAGAAUGUCCUGGUAAUGAGUUCAGCCAUGAAUAACACAGCGUGUAAAGGAAAAGUCAUCAGCUUUAACUGCUCAGCGGAUGCUCAUCCAGCAGUGACAUCAUACCAGCUUUUUGAGAACGAAAUUGCCAUUUUUAACACAAGUGCUUCAGGAUUGUGGAGCAAGUCUUUGGAAAAGGAAGGAGAUUUUGUCUAUAAAUGUGUGGCCAACAACUCUUUAGGAUCAGAAUACAGCAUGAGUGUUAAUCUCAUCGUGAAUGUACCUUCUUCAAUUAUCCAAAUAACUCAACAUCAGAAUGUAACUGAAGGUGACAAUGUGACUCUCAUGUGUAUUGUAUUUGGAGUUUCCCCACCAACGGUGUCUUGGAUAACACCUAAUGGUCAACGUGUUAGUAGAAACCCGUUGAAGGUUGAAAACGUUAGCAGGAGUUAAGCUGGUGAAUACAAAUGUGAAGCCAGUAAUGAGUGUGGCAAUGCAACAAAGAUGACAAGCAUUGGUGUCCAGUGUAAGUGUAU